This is a messenger RNA of Salmo salar (Atlantic salmon), 4951 nucleotides long. Its product is annotated as ubiquitin carboxyl-terminal hydrolase MINDY-1. Gene Ontology annotation, biological process: protein K48-linked deubiquitination. The record is from RefSeq and is a predicted model, not a curated record. Gene Ontology annotation, molecular function: K48-linked deubiquitinase activity; cysteine-type deubiquitinase activity; cysteine-type carboxypeptidase activity. Gene Ontology annotation, cellular component: cell periphery; cytosol. NCBI's taxonomy places the organism in Eukaryota, Metazoa, Chordata, Actinopteri, Salmoniformes, Salmonidae.
AUUCACAAUCAUUUAAUGUAGCUGGUAUUUGAUUAAUUCGCAUAUUUGCUGAGCAUUUUCUUUUUUUUUCCCGAAAUAUUUUUGGUUUGCAUAUUAUACUAAAUGUAUUUUAUGUUUGUAGCAUGGUGCAUGACAUCUAAAAAUGAGUCCCCCCCCUGUGGUUAAUGCAGCUCGGGACAUCAUUGUUUACAGACUGUGGUCACAGAUAUACAAAUAUUUGCUGUGGUAGUACAAGAGGAAGUAAAGUGGAGUAAGCGAGUUCAAGAUAGCGACUGAGGAGACCGUGGCAUGUAAAUAGCAUGGCUUUGUCAGCCAGCGAAGCUCGUUAACGUUUUCUGUUGAUUGAACCAACAACAGUCUGCAUUUCAGUACUUUUUGUUGUUGUUGCCAUUUACGCUGUCAACUGGCUUCGUGGUAUGGUACAAUUUUGUAAGAAUAUGGUUACGCGAAUUCUCCAGCUGAUAUUUUCAGACGAAGCUAAGAAGUCAACCAUACCGCGCUGAUAUCCUAAAAACAUACUGAGUCAUCCAUGUCACGAGGCAAGGGACAAGCUUGACCAGCUCCAUCUCCCUUGUCACUUGUCCAUCUCUCUGGUGUAUUCCAUUGUAUAGUCAGGAAAAUCACAACUUUUCUAACCAGAUAAGUUUUGCCUCCCCCAAAGAUAGAUUUGCUCUAGGUUGUAGCUGCAAUGUACUUUUGUUAAGGUUAAAUUGAUAUAUAUUUUGUGUAAAUAUCGUUAUCUUUUGUCAGAGGAAAUCUUGUAGAGUUUUUUUGAAAUCCACUCUGUCUUACAGUCUGAAUGACAUAAAACCGACAGAGUGACUGUGGAUUCUGCUGUAGCCGUCCAUUAACCCUGUUUUGCAAACUAAGGACACUGUUACUCAGGAAUACCAGGGAACUGAUUGUCGAGUAGAUUUCCCUCGAGGUUCUCCUAGAAGGUCACUGCCAACUUUUAAAGCCGUGAAUAUACUUAAUGUAAAGGGCUGAGUUUGUUUUUCUAUGCUUAUACAGCCUAAGCCUGAAGUAGUCUUUACCGACGACUUGGCCUUAUUUUCUAUUGAUUAAGUGCUAUAUUGAACAUUACCCAGCUAUGGCGGAUUCUGGCACAGAGAUAGUCAGAGGAGAUCUCCUGAGCGUUGUCAAAGAUGACUGCUCUCUGACAGAGGCCAUUUCUGAAGAGGGCGGCCUUACACCAGGGUCCUCUGUGGCUAAAGAAAGCCACAAAGCAGAACCCUUGGACCGUGAAGAUUCCACCAAAGUCCCAUCAGUCAAGACCCAAAUUAUGGAAGCAGAAGGUUCUGACAAACACAGUGGAACCGCACUCACGCCAGCCGCCACGUGUGCCGCCAUGUCUGAAAAUGACACAACAGAAGAAGCUCAAUCCACCCCGCAGAGCCAAACUCUGACCGAAGUGAACGGGGAGAGCUCAGAGGCCAUGUUUGGAAGGUCGGACGAGAAUAGCCAGUCGGCUACAAGCGACUCUCCCUCCUCCAUCCGCAGCCUGGAGUUCUUCGAGGGCAACACCGGGAAUGACGAGCCAUUGUCGUCCUACUCUGCCCUGGGAAACGAGGGCCGCUCCCCCUCUGCUGACGUCCCCGGCCUGGUCAGUGACGUCCUGGCUGCCGCAGCCACGGGAGGAGCCACCGCCGCCCCGGACCCAGAGCCCAUGAUGCCGGCCUACUACUUUGUGAAAUGGAUCACCUGGAAGGAGAAGAAGACACCCAUCAUCACGCAGAGUGAGAACGGGCCCUGUCCCCUACUGGCCAUCAUGAACACCCUGUUUCUGCGCUGGAAGGCCAAGCUACCCGCCCAAACAGAAGUAGUCACCACAGAGGACCUGAUGGCUCACCUUGGGGAGUGCGUAUUGUCCAUCAAACCCAGGGAGGAGGCUGAGGGAAUGGAGCUCAACUUUCAGCAGAACAUGAGCGAUGCCAUGGCAGUUCUGCCAAAGCUGUCCACGGGCCUUGACGUCAACGUGCGCUUCACAGGUGUGUCGGACUUUGAGUACACACCAGAGUGUAUCGUCUUUGACCUGCUGGAUAUCCCACUCUACCAUGGCUGGCUGGUGGACCCUCAGAGCCUUGAGAUGGUGGCAGCGGUGGGAAAGCUAAGCUACAACCAGCUGGUAGAGAAGAUCAUUGGCUACAAGCAUUCGGACGACAGCAGCCGUGUCAGUGAAGGUUUGGUGGCAGAGCAGUUUCUGGAGUCCACAGCGACCCAGCUAUCGUACCACGGACUUUGUGAGCUCAACACUACAGUCAAGGAGGGCGAGCUGUCUGUAUUCUUCAGAAACAACCACUUUAGCACUAUGAUAAAGCACAAGGGCCACCUGUACCUGUUGGUGACAGACCAGGGCUUCCUGCAGGAGGAGGGGCUGGUGUGGGAGAGCCUACACAACGUGGAGGGCGACGGCAACUUCUGCGACUCAGACUUCCGCCUGUGCCACCCGCCCCAGAGGAGCGUCCUCGUGACACAGCCCGACAAUCUCACGCCCCAGCAGCAGCAGAGACAGAUCGACCAGGACUACCUGGUGGCCAUGUCUCUGCAGCAGCAGCAGGGGGCGGCCCCGGGGCCCGUCAGUGACCUGGACCUGGCCAGACGGCUGCAGGAGGAGGAGUACCAGCAGCAGCAGCAACAAGGUCCCUCCCAGGCCCCAGCACAGCAGGUGAGAGGUCAAGUGGCAGCCAAGCCGGGAGGUCAGAGGAGACGGGAGAAAAAGGAUGAUUCCGACUGUGCCAUAUUAUAGCGACACCUAAACUUACCCUAGUCCCCAUUAGCCUGCACUUCAUUGCAUUAAGCCAACCCCUAACACACACACACACACACAGUUAGGGGAUUGUGCCCCUGCCAUCUCAAUGCCAAACUCACCCUUCACACUAAACCUAACCUCGAGGUUGUACCUCACUCACUACCUCCCCAUUUCUCACCCUUGUUCUUCUUUGAACAUCCAGGCCAGAAAGUGGCAGUACUAGUCCCGCUUUGCUAGACCACAGAAUAGUAUCUAAACGUGAAUUGAGGCUGCAGAGAGGAAAUCCAACGCAGUUAGUUGGUUACAGCAGCUGGGAAUCAUCCAAGACACGUCACAACCCAGGUAGAGUCACACAUCAGGGGUCGUCUUCUAUUCAGCUAUCACUGCCCCUCUUGAGGAAUAUGAGAGAAGUUUGUAACUGUGGUCUGGUUUGGUUUCUAUGGCAACGAGGCAGGCAGUGGUCUGAUUUGUAAGAUAAGUGGACAGAAAGUGAAGGUCUAAAUUUUAAAGGGAAGUCACUACAGCUCUGACCAACUGAUGCAUCUUAAUGGCUGAUGCAACUUUUGAAAUGGCAAAGAGUCGCCUUAGAAAGCCCUGUUUUUAAGCAAACUGUCGGGUAGUCGUCAUCUGACGCAUUUAAGCCAUGAUGGAAACUCGAGUACAUUCCUGUCCUAUACAGAACAAUGCACAAUUAUGCCUGGGUGGAGAAGCGGACUCUGCAAGCCCGAGGAACGAACGAAGAGAUGGCCUUGAGGGCCGUGUUCCCCAAAGUCCUAUCUGCUAGAGUAAGCAUGGGCUUUACUUUCGCUGUCAUAAUGGUGUACUAUGCUGUAGUUAGUAGCAGGGAGGAAUUAUACAGAAGUAGAAUGGUAUGGGCAGUGAAGGGGUUCUGCUGGAGCAUCUUUUGUGGAUGACUUUUAAGAUCAGUGGGGGGUUAAAGAUGACUAUAUGGGAAUAAGAGUCGCAUUAAAGGUCCAAUGCAGCUGUUUUUAUCUCAAUUUUAAAUAAUUGCUAGGUAAGAAUUUAAAUGGUCAAAAAGAAACAAAUGGCUUCUUAGGAAAGAGCAAUUUCUGGAGCAAGAAUUUUGAUAGGACUGUCUGUCUGCGAGUGGUCUGAGUGGGGAGGGGAAACCUGAAAAUUAGCUGAGAGGUUUGGAACUCUUUCUUAUUGGUCUAUUAACCCAUUUCAGGCAGGCCAAAAUUUCAUCCCACCACCACAGGCUAAUAUUUCUGAAUUUAACAGUAUUAUUCCAACAUCAGUGUGGAAAUAUAUAUAUAUAUAUAUACACAUACACUGAACAAAAAUAUAAAUGCAACAGUUUCAAUAAUUUUGAAGUUACAGUUCAUAUAACGAAAUCAGUCAAUUGAAAGAGAAAUAAAUUAGGCCGUAAUCUAUGUAUUUCACAUGACAGGGCAGGGGUGCAGCCAUGGUUGGACCUGGGAGAGCAUAGGCCCACCCACUUGGGAGCCAGGCCCAGCCAAUCAGAAUGGGUUUUUCCCAACAAAAGGGCAUUAUUACAGACAGACAUUAUGGUAGAGAAAUUAACAUAACAUUUUCUGGCAACCGCUCUGGUGGACAUGUCAGCCAUGCCACUCAACUUGAUACCUCUGUGGCAUUGUGUGACAAAACUGCACAUUUUAGUGGCCAUUAAUUGUCCCCAGCACAAGGUGCACCUGUGUAAUGAUCGUGCUGUUUAAUCAGCUUCUUGAUAUGCCACACCUGUCAGAUGGAUGGAUUAUCUUGGCAAAGGAGAAAUGCUCACUAACAGGGAUGUAAACUAAUUUGUGCACAAAAUUUGAGAGAAAUACACUUUUUGUGCAUAUGGAAUAUUUCUGGGAUCUUUUACUUCAGCUCAUGAAACAUGGGGCCUACACUUUACAUGUUGCGUUAAUAUUUUUGUUCAGUCUACAUAAGACAGGUAAAUCACGUUUUUGACUGCACUGGGCCUCCAAGCAAAUCUGGCGCUUGAAGCAACUAUGAGAAGUCUGCAUUUGAUUUACAGUACUUAACGAAUAAAGUUCAGGCAGUUAAUUCAGUUUUGAGACGGUCGGUUACACAGGUCCUUUUGAAGUAGCUUUAGGGGGAGGGGCUUUUAUCAACACUACAGAAAUAGACCACACCUUGACGCCAAGUGUUAAUCGUCGCCACUUCUUGCUUUGAAUUUACUUUGUCAUGUCAGUAAAUUAAAAUCUAAACAAAUGA